Molecule: messenger RNA, 1557 nt
Organism: Aspergillus homomorphus CBS 101889
Lineage: Eukaryota; Fungi; Ascomycota; Eurotiomycetes; Eurotiales; Aspergillaceae
Product: flavin-containing monooxygenase
Exons: 2
Coding region: 1-1557 (518 amino acids)
Molecular function (GO): N,N-dimethylaniline monooxygenase activity; NADP binding; flavin adenine dinucleotide binding
Source: RefSeq, a predicted model, not a curated record
AUGGCUGAAAAAAAUCAGUCGGGAUUGUCUAUAACGACUUUUCUGAAGCACCCAUUCCUGCAGACAUUUACUGUCUGCUACAUGCUACUGCAGCAACUGAUUACCUGGAUCUUCGCUCCUAACCCUCCCAAGCCGUCUGCGGUUGCAGAUGGCCUCCCAAAGAAGAGAAUUGCUGUGAUUGGCGCUGGCUUAACCGGUGUCUCGGCGGCAGCGCACUGUGUCGGCCAUGGGUUCGAUGUAGAGAUCUUUGAAGCAAGAUCGAAGGAUAAGGGUCUUGGAGGCAUCUGGAGUCGUGUGAACUCGACUUCUUCUUUGCAAAUCCACAGCAUCAUGUACCGGUUCCACCCCUCGGUCAAGUACGACGCAGCCUAUCCUACGCAAGCACAGAUCAAGGAGCAAAUUACCAGCCUGUGGAAGCGUUACGAUCUCCAGAAGCACACUACCUUCAACACGCCUAUCACCUCGGUCAAGCAGACCAAGAACGGCAGAUGGCUCAUCAACAACGACGAGUCCAAGUAUGGCCGCUUUGACGGCGUCAUUGCCUCUGUUGGUGUCUGCGGCGAUCCAAAGAUGCCUCCUAUCCCAGCCCAGGAGAAUUUCAAGGGCGAGAUUUACCACUCCUCCGAGCUCGACGGCAAGUCCGUCGAAGGCAAGAAAGUCCUCAUCAUUGGCGGUGGAGCCAGUGCCAUCGAGGCCCUCGAGUUUGCCGUGAAGAACCACGCUGCCGAGAUCGACGUGCUCUCCCGCUCUGACAAAUGGAUCAUCCCCCGCAACGUGUUCGUGCAGUCCCUGCUGGCAAUGAACAUCUUCGGCCAGGAGACCUCCCUCUCAUGGAUUCCCGAGUCCCUGCUCCGCAAGUUCUUCUACCGCGACCUGUCCGACAUCGCCCCCUCCGGCGGUCUGUUCACUGGCACCCCCAUGGCCAACUCGGAACUCUUCGAACAGAUCCGCCAAGGCAAAGCCCGCUGGCUGCGCGGCGACAUCGUCUCCGCCGAAGCCGAGGGCAUCCGCUUCAACUUCCGCAGCCGUGGCGUGCCCAAGGGCGGACCGGGCCAUGAGUCCGUCGUUCCCGGCGAUGUGGUCAUCAUGGCCACGGGCUUCAAGCGCCCGUCGCUCUCGUUCCUGCCCGACGACGCCUUCGAGGAGCCCUACUCGCCGCCCAGCUGGUAUCUCCAGACGUUCCCGCCCAAGUACCCCAGCAUCUGCGCCAACAACAGCACCUACGUCAACGCCAUCGGCACCGUCGGCAACAUGCACAUCGGCAUCUACACGCGGUUCCUGCUCAUGUUCCUGACGGACCCGCUGUCGCGGCCGAGCGAGGCCCGCAUGAAGACCUGGAUCGACUUUACCCGGCUCAUGAAGAAGCUGUCCCCCGUCGGGGCGUUCGAUUUCUUCACCUACACCGAGCUGCUCUAUUGGUUCGUGUUCAGUAUUUUGGUCAACCCGUUCCGUUGGAAGUGGGCGCCUUUCGUCCUGUUUGGCAUUGGAUGGACGCUGCCAUUGGAGGUGGUGAAACAGGAGGAUGCGUUUAGAAAGGAGCUGAAGCGACAGCAUUAG